AUGGCGGAUAAGUCCGAAAAUCCAAUGCGCCAAAUCCGUGUGGAGAAACUGGUCUUGAACAUCAGUGUCGGCGAGAGUGGAGAUCGUCUCACGCGAGCUGCGAAGGUGCUCGAGCAAUUGACAGAGCAGCAGCCAGUGUUUUCCAAGGCUCGUAUGACCAUCAGGCAGUGGAGCGUCCGCCGGAAUGAGAAGAUCGCUUGCCACGUGACCGUGCGUGGUGAGAAAGCGGAGGAGAUUCUUGAGAAGGGCUUGAAAGUGAAAGAGUACGAGCUUCGCAAGAAGAAUUUCGCUGGGAAUGGCAGCUUCGGGUUUGGCAUCACGGAGCACAUCGACCUGGGCAUUAAGUACGACCCUGGUACCGGCAUCUACGGCAUGGACUUCUACGUUCAUCUCUCCCGGCCCGGCGGCCGCGUGCAGUACCGAAAGUUGCGACGCGGGCUGCGUGCGGCAAUCACCGCUGCCAAGCGAGCAGAAGUGUUGGAAUCGGAACUUGCAGGCGAAUUCACCGGGCAGGCAGCUGUGACUGCAAAAGACGUGGAGCUUCUGAGGAGAUGCAUCGAGGAUGGGAAGCAAGCCGGUCUGAACCGGCAGGAGGUGGCCCGGGCACAAAAGCAUCUCCAGAAGCUUGGACAGUCAAGCGUUGGGCGCGAACUUGCCGAGGCGCUGCAGACAGGUGACGCUGUGCGUUUGCGGGCCGCCGCCCGGGCGGCCACAGCUACAGCCUCAUUCGCCAGCUCACGGCUCGUCGUGUCCGCUUGGGUGGGCCGAAGCAAGGAUGCCGGCAUGACUGGUGGAGUCCGCAUGGCAUCGGCUUCGAGAGUUGGAGUCUCACAGCUGGCUGAGGCGGCCAUCAAGCAAGCAGAACUCGGAGGUCUUGGCCCGCCAGAGCUUUCCGCGGCCAAGCGGCAUCUGGACGCCCUGAACGCUCGUCUUCACGCGCGCCAGGUCGCUGCUUGGCGCUCGGUCGUUUCACCAGUGGCAGGAAUUGAAAAGUCUCUCCCUGAGACAGGCUGGUCUGUGGAACGCGACUUCAUGGCCAUUCCGAUGCAGCCGGCCAAGCAGCGGAGUGAAGUGCUAGUCUGUGCGGGGCGUCUGCAAGACUACAACACUUGGCACGACCAGUGCCAGUCCUGGCAAUUUCCUAGCGCCGCAGAGGCCUUCUUUGCAACCAUGGGCGGAUGUUGCUGCAAGGGUCUGUCUAGAUCUACGGCCUUGCAACCUGAGCAACCCUUCGACCACAAGGUGUAUUAUGAGAGCUUCACACGACAGGACAGGGUCAAGGUCUGGGAAUCUGUUUUAAAGGAAGGAGGGCAAGAGAUCAUGCGCUUCAACGAGGUUGAGGACGUCCGGGUGUAUAACACUGGGUCGGCUGACUACACCAGAGUUGGCGUCUUGGUUCUUACCGAGCUGUAUUUGUGGUGGCAUGCUCCUCCUACCUCCCCAAGCCCCGGAGCAGGGCAGCCAAAGACCUCCAAGCGCGCAAGGCGGCUGGCUGGGAGUGCCAUCGUAAUUGGCUAUGGCAUGAUAGAGGAGGUGGGCAUCGUUUGUUUUGAUGCUGGUGGAUGUGCCGUCCGCAUCGUGGCCAGAGAGGCUUACGGCGAUCAGUUCGAGAUGAUUCUCCAGGUCCUGCAGCCAGCGGAGACGGUUCCGGCGUUCACCACAGCCAUUCCGGAGGAAUCGGGCCCGGAGGGAAGCGAAGCAUGGCAUCAGACACUGGCGAGUUUCCUGGACAAAGCGUUGAAGGCUUACAACUGGGCACAUUACUUUCUGCACUGCGCCCUCCGCCAGCGAGACUUGUUCGCCCACAAGGGAGUGAGCCAGCCCGAGCUGAAUCUCCUCCCAAAUGAAGAGGUCGCAGAGACCUACCACGGAAUCUUGAACUUCGGGGCCUCCCAAGAGGACCUUGUUGGUCACUUGAUCGUCACCAACAUUCGAGUGAUCUGGGCCCUCGAUCGAGACCGAAUGACGUACAACGUCAGCGUGCCGCACAGGGCACACGUCCCUUCAUUGACGGACACGCAGACGUUCGGGCUUUGCUUGGUGCUUCACAUCACACAGCCCUUCCUGAACAAUCCCGACCACUUCGGCGGUAUGCGCCUGGGCUUCGGCGCCGCUGAGAUGAAGGGCGAAGAGCGCCGGAGGCGACUGGAGAAGAUCCUGGCCCACAUCGUGGAGAUGCAAGGUAAGUACAUGCCGGAUCCGCGGUAUGGUGUUGCCGACUACAUGCGAAAUCGUCGCCAGUACCAGGUGGAGUCCAAUGUACGACUGCUUCAUGCGCUCAGCCAUCUUGAUACGCUCAGUGAGAACACAAGGCCAGACAGCAUUGAGGCGAGCCUCCAAGGCGAAGUCAGUGAGUGUGUCAUCUGCCUGGAGCAGGUUUGCAGUGGGUCCCGCCUUGCUUACCUGCUUGCAGCCGGCAAGCUGGGCUGGGCGUGCCGACACAUCUUCCACUUAGAGUGUGCGCAACAGUUGGCGUCGCGCAAGUGUCCAGUCUGCCGGGCAUGCUUCAGUGAGGUGCGGGAGAUGCCCGACAUACGUCACAAUCCUGGUGCCUGGUUUGAUGCUAUGGAUAUUGACCGCACUGGAGAUCUGGACAUCGAAGAGGUGCUCGGGGCACUGUCCGUCGUGCUUCCCAUCGACCGCGAAAAGCUGGAGACUCUUCUCAAACCGGACGACAACCACUUGCCGCAGGAUGAAGCAUCAAAGUGCAAGGGAGUGAACGAUGCAGUCGCACAAGAAAGUGAGAACACUCAACCCACUGUCUUGGAUGACGAGAUGAUUCAAAUCAGUGAUUCUCCCCUUCCAGCUGCCGAGAUGCAGUCGUCCGAGCUCUGGCGCCAGUGGGACAAAGAAGGUACCGGCCGAAUCACCCGAAAGGCCUUCGAGGAUCCAGACGGUGGACUCUUGGUCUGGAUUCUCGCUCGUCUGAAGCUCGUCCACCGUGGUCAGAGACCUCAACCUUGCCUGGCAGCGGCCGCGAGCUCUGAGGCGCUUGGCCGGUGGUUCGACUUCUGGGACUGGAGUCAGGUGGGCUUUCUGACCCGCGGGCAGAUCACGCGCGCGGUAGCAAAAGAGUUCGAAGGCCGCCUGGCCGACAUGAGAUGUCUGGACUUGGUGCAAGAGGUGUGGAGGUCAAUUACCGAGGAGGCGAUGUCAAAGCCAGUGACUCCUCGCUCAACAGUUCCGACACCAUCUCAUGUUCCAGACGAAGAACCAGGUAGUCCUACUUCAGGACACAAAAGCCAGGAUCAUCUUGUUCUGGCCUAUCCCGAUCCCUGGAAUUUGCGAGAAGGCAUCUGCUCUCGCGGUGAUUUCUUGGAGUCAGGCCUUGGCUCUGCGCUGCGACUGAAGCUCCUGGAUGUCACGGCACAGAGGUCAGCUGCAGGUCGCCAUCGGCAGAUGUCGAAGGAGAUGCACAAGAUGUUCAGCUUCGAGGAAGCCUUGGGAGCAGGAGGAGCUGGUAUGGCCGGUAUGGCCAAACAGCAGUUUUUCCUUGGCUUGACAGAUUGUGCCUGCAACAACAAGCGUAUGCCUGGUGAGCCCGAGCCGCGCACGGUUCGUCUUUCACAGAGCGCUCUCUCCAUUGAGGGCUCGUCGUGCAACAUGUGUGUUGCUUGA
Symbiodinium necroappetens is the source of this 3618-nucleotide messenger RNA. Lineage: Eukaryota; Dinophyceae; Suessiales; Symbiodiniaceae. The record is from the annotation of a GenBank genome assembly.